Beauveria bassiana ARSEF 2860 is the source of this 276-nucleotide messenger RNA. RefSeq lists its product as uncharacterized. Bases 1 to 276 code for a protein of 91 amino acids. The record is from RefSeq and is a predicted model, not a curated record. The transcript has 2 exons. Lineage: Eukaryota; Fungi; Ascomycota; Sordariomycetes; Hypocreales; Cordycipitaceae.
AUGAAGUUCUCCAUUGCCGCCAUUGCCCUCGCUGCCGUCGCCGUUGCGUCUCCCGUCGAGAUGGAACCCCGCACGAACCCCAGCACCUGCAACAUCAACGGCAACAACAACGGCAAGGUGGUUUGCUGCAACUCGCUCAUCCCCAUCCUCGGCCAGAUUCUCUGCAACAUCGCUGUCCUUGGAAGCACCUGCAACGCUGGCCAGACUGUCAGGUGCUGUGAAACCGACGCCAACGGCGGUCUCAUCAACAUCUCCCUCCUCAACUGCGUCGGCUAA